AUGAAGCGGGGCUCCCGGCGGGAGAGACUUGAGGCGCAGUGGUGGCGUGCUCGAGCAAAACCGACGGGGACAGGGCACCGGAGGAGGAACAUCGAUGGCUUGGCGAGGCGAAGCAGAGGGCCGCGGGUGCUGGGAUUUGGCGAUGCAGAAGACCACGGCAGCGGCGGCUACUGGCGCGGUGACGAGGAACGAAAGGCGGCAGCGACGAGAGGAGGCAGGCGCAGCCACGGGGAGGUAGUGGAGGCGCUGGUCGCGAAGGUCGAUGGAGAGGGGCUUGGCGCGGCGGGGACGAACUCGCUCCGGCGAGGGUGCAGAGUAUUCUCACCACCCAGCCGCCUCCCACGACCAGAAACCCCUGGCCACCGCGGCCGCCGCGAGGCAUCCAUCCCCGGCCGCCGCUGGCCUCCAUCCCCGGCCGCCGCGAGCGCCACCGCCCUACGUGCCCGCAUCUAUCCCAUUCCCGGCGACAAGGUCGCCGCCUAUGGAUCUCUCCUGCAGCCUCCGUUCGUGCUAGUGGAGGGAGAAAUUCCCUGCAGCGGCCAAAUCUUGGCGCCGCUAGUGAUCUCUGCCUCCAUCUCCACUUCACUGGAGCAAUCAGUCCAGAGGAGGAGGUGUAGCCGGGAGUGGGAGGAGAUAGAGCAGGGGAGUGGGAGGCCCUUCCAUGGCGAAUGCAUAGGCAUCUUCCAUGGAGAUUCUUCAGUACAGAGAAGCUUCAGUACGAGAAAAAGUGGGUCAUCAGUUCAUCCAUAUGCAACCUCCUGCGUGGUCGUCCAUUUUUUUUUGGAGCCUACUCACUGCAAAGCACAAAAGAGGUUGGUGCUCACCUUCUUCGAGACUGCCGCCGCUCCCACAUUUCCAGGCUCUACGGCAAGACCUACUGCAUCGCCACCACCACUGAUUGUGGAGUUUGAAGUAGCGAAGACGACGACUAGAUGUAGAUCGGCGAGUGCGGGAUCAACCUCAGCAGCAGCCAGAAGCAGCGCAUUCAGCUCGACCGCGCCGUCUACCAGGACUGUGACAUCUAACUCCUUGAUGACGUCUUCAGCGCCGUCGAUGCGCACCGGCAGUGAGAUCUUCAAGCCGGCCGUGUUGUGUAUUCUGGUCAGUUCGUGUGUGUAUUGUGUUGCCCUCGAGCUGUAUGAGAGGCCGCCCGCGGAGCCGAGGAAGUCGCCGAUCUGGUCGAGGUUGCAUCAAAAACAAGAUGCACAAGUUCAUUUUUUGUAUGCUUUUCAGUACAUCUACUUCCUGACGAUGAGUCAUAUUUCCUUUGUGUUUCCAUCUUCAUAUAUAGCACAAACAAGUGCUUGUGGUUAUGCUUCAGAAUGAGCAUCGUACUGCCUCUUGGUUCAGUUCAAUAUAUAAUUUUAGUUAAGUGCAAUAUAUAAUUUUAGUUUAGUUCAAUAUCUUGAGUAUCACCUUUUUCUGCCAUGAACUCAUGCUAACUAUGAGCAACUAAAUUCACUCUGAAUAUGAUGAUACUAAACCAUAAGUUAGCUCUGAACUCAUAUAUUUGUCUUAACAAUUGACAGGUCUGAAUAUGUUGCCCCCACCAUGCUGAUUUACUACUGCAACGUCGUUGAUUCCCCGCCUUCGAACUGCUCCCUCAAUCCCUUCCGUGGACCACCGCCGACGGUGGGAUGCACCUUCCACGGGAAGCCAUGUGACCGUGUAGACGCACGUCUUCAUUGAGUCGCUCACUGCGCAUUUGUGUGUGUUGUGUUCAUGCGUGCGUGGCCGCGACCAUGCUUCGCAUUUCGGUGUUGUCUAUGUGUGGUCGUGCAGGCGUCUCACCUCAAACACAUCCUAGGCUGGUGCACGAGUUGCCGAGGAAACACCCAAGGUUGUGGCCUCUCGACCACAACUUCGUCUCAUGGAAACUGUUGGAUGUGGACAGCCAGAACGAGUUCAAGUCUACGUGGCUCAUCAAGGAGAAAAAGAAGAGGAACUCGAGUGGUUUCUCUAUGGAGAAGGGCAGAAGAAAUUGUGCUCUGAACAUGCUUGUUGAUAUAUUUUUCUACAGAUUUUUGUGUUGCUGACAAAGCUACACAAGUUGUAUUUUUACAAGUUGAACUUAAGAAUAUCCUCUAGAAAGUUCGUGCAUGCGUGGAUGUUCUUUUGACAUUGAACUGUUAAGUGCUUGCAAAAUCUACAGUGUUGAUCCAUCAGCAUUCGUAGUUUUGCACCUCAGUUGUGUA
Aegilops tauschii subsp. strangulata is the source of this 2195-nucleotide messenger RNA. RefSeq lists its product as uncharacterized. NCBI's taxonomy places the organism in Eukaryota, Viridiplantae, Streptophyta, Magnoliopsida, Poales, Poaceae. The record is from RefSeq and is a predicted model, not a curated record.